AUGUCCUCUCCGUAUGGUCACCCUAGCAUUCGAGCGAAAACAUUCCCGCAUGCUACCACUUCUGCAAUGCUCCAACCACGUUUUCUCUUAACGAGACCGCGGUCUCUCCUCCACACCCAAUGGCUCUACCCCUCCUGCCAAUCGCCGCUCCAAUGGCUCUACCGCCGCACAUCCACACUGCCUCAAACCCCCAAGCCAACAACACCCCCCCCUAAACAGCCCUCCGAUGGAGAUCCCACCCCCAACCCCCUCUCCCGUCCCCUUGGCCAACCAAAACCGCCCAUCCCGGGCGAAAACAGCGGCAUAGACUACCGCACAUGGCGGGAACGGAGGGCUGAUUUUGUCAACUACGAUAAACAUCUCGAGCGGCGGAAGGCAUUAACGAAGAAGGUCGCAAAGCCGUAUUUCAGAGAAUGGACGAACAUGCGGCACCACCGGGGCAAAACGUUCCUUUCUCCGCCCAAACUGUUCAGAGCGGAUUCGGCGCUGUAUUUCCCGAACAUGAUGGGGUACACACUCGCCACACCCUCCACGACUACAUCUACGACGUCGGUAUUGACGGACAAGACGUCGAUCGUCAGCGUCUUCAGCGGAACGUGGGCGGAGCGGCAGACCCUCACUUUUGUUGGCGAGAAGCGAAAUCCGGCGUUGGCGGUGGAGGUGGAGAAGUUGGAGGGGGAAGGGCUGCAGAGGGUGUGGAUCAAUGUCGAAGAGGACUGGAUGAAGGCUGGGUUGAUACGGCUGUUCCUGGGGAGUAGUAAGAAGGGAAAGAGUAGGGCGGAGUGGGGAAGGAGCUUUGUGGUAAGGAGAGGAGUGGACGAUGAUGUCAGAGACAGCAUCGGGAUGGCGAAUGGGAAAGUGGGAUAUGUUUAUUUGGUGGAUGGAAAUUGUAGGAUCAGAUGGGCUGGGAGUGGGGAUGCGGACCCUGGGGAGAGGGAGGGGUUGAUUGGCGUUGCCAGGAGGUUGGUUGAGAGCAAUAGGAGGCCUGAGAGUGGGAAGAAACGCGAGGGAGUUGUCGGUGCGAAAGCAGAACAUUGA
Messenger RNA from Letharia lupina, 1038 nucleotides. RefSeq lists its product as uncharacterized. The record is from RefSeq and is a predicted model, not a curated record. Gene Ontology annotation, biological process: mitochondrial proton-transporting ATP synthase complex assembly. Gene Ontology annotation, cellular component: mitochondrial inner membrane. Lineage: Eukaryota; Fungi; Ascomycota; Lecanoromycetes; Lecanorales; Parmeliaceae. The transcript is spliced from 2 exons. Bases 1 to 1038 code for a protein of 345 amino acids.